Molecule: messenger RNA, 2740 nt
Organism: Struthio camelus australis
Lineage: Eukaryota; Metazoa; Chordata; Aves; Struthioniformes; Struthionidae
Source: RefSeq, a predicted model, not a curated record
UUGACCCACAUGUUCUCCAGAGGUUCUGAAUUGUGCCUGAACAGAGUACUGAGAGCAGCCCCUGGAAGCAGCGGCACACUAAGCAGCGACCAUGACGACAGAGACAGGCCCCAAUUCGGAGGUGAAGAAUGCACAGGAGGAGGCCCCACACCACGGCCCCACUGCCAUGGCUGCCAGCCCUGGACCCAUGGCCAACAGCCGGGAUGCUGAGGCCAGUGAGAAGCCUGUGGCCCAGCCUGACUCCCAAAAUGCAGAGCCGGGCACAGACAUGGAGGAGAAGGAUUACAGCGAAACAGAUGGGCUCUCUGAUAAAACAACACCCAGCAAGACCCAGAAAUCACCCCAGAAAAUCACCAAGAAAGUCAAGAGUGCCCUCUGCAGAGUGACCCUGCUCGAUGCCUCCGAGUAUGAGUGCGAAGUGGAGAAGCAUGCCCGAGGCCAAGUCCUCUUUGACAUGGUGUGUGAGCACCUCAACCUCCUGGAGAAGGAUUACUUUGGCCUUACCUUCUGUGACUCGGACAGCCAGAAGAACUGGCUGGAUCCCUCCAAAGAGAUCAAGAAGCAGAUCCGCAGUGGGCCCUGGAACUUUGCCUUCACAGUUAAAUUUUACCCUCCUGACCCUGCCCAGCUCAUGGAGGACAUUACGAGAUACUACCUGUGCCUGCAGCUCCGUGCAGAUAUCAUCACAGGGCGCCUGCCCUGCUCCUUUGUCACACAUGCCCUGCUGGGCUCCUAUGCUGUGCAGGCUGAGCUGGGGGACUACGAUGCUGAGGAGCAUGUGGGCAACUAUGUCAGUGAGCUCCGCUUUGCCCCUAACCAGACUCGAGAGCUGGAGGAGCGCAUCAUGGAGCUGCACAAGACCUACCGGGGUAUGACCCCAGGUGAAGCGGAGAUCCACUUCCUAGAGAAUGCAAAGAAGCUCUCCAUGUACGGGGUGGACCUGCACCAUGCCAAGGAUUCGGAAGGCAUUGACAUCAUGCUGGGUGUCUGUGCCAAUGGCCUCCUCAUCUACAGGGACAGGCUAAGGAUCAACCGCUUUGCCUGGCCCAAGAUCCUCAAAAUUUCCUACAAGAGGAGCAAUUUCUACAUCAAGAUCCGCCCUGGUGAGUACGAACAGUUUGAGAGCACCAUUGGCUUCAAGCUGCCCAACCACCGCUCUGCCAAGCGUCUCUGGAAGGUCUGCAUAGAGCAUCACACCUUCUUCAGGCUGGUGUCCCCAGAGCCACCCCCAAAGGGCUUCUUGGUGAUGGGCUCCAAGUUCCGCUACAGCGGGCGGACGCAGGCACAAACACGGCAGGCCAGUGCCCUCAUCGACCGCCCGGCCCCCUUCUUUGAGCGCUCCUCCAGUAAACGGUACACCAUGUCUCGCAGCCUUGAUGGAGAGUUCUCGCGCCCGGCCUCUGUCAGCGAGAAUCACGAUGCUGGGGCAGAAGCUGAGAAGCGGGAUGAGGACGGUGAGUUUGGCAGCAGGAGACGGUCUGAGGCAGAAGAUGAGGAAGUGACUACCCCAACAAAAAUCAAGGAGCUGAAGCCGGAGCAGGAAACAACCCCCAGGCACAAGCAGGAGUUUUUAGAUAAGCCAGAAGACGUUUUGCUAAAGCAUCAGGCCAGCAUCAAUGAGCUGAAACGGACCUUGAAGGAGCCCAACAGCAAGCUGGUUCACAGGGACCGGGACAGGAGGCUGCCUUCCUCACCAGCCUCUUCCUCACCCAAGCAUGAAGAUGAAACACCAAAGGGAACCCCAGAGAAGGCCAGAGAGAGAGCAGGCUUAAGGGAGGGUGCCGAGGAGAAAGCUAAACCACCUCGGCACAGGGCUCCUGAGAGCGACACCGGGGAUGAGGAGCAGGACCAGGAGAAGGACUCAGUCUUUCUGAAGGACAACCACCUGGCCAUCGAGCGCAAGUGCUCCAGCAUCACGGUUAGUUCAACAUCCAGCCUGGAAGCAGAAGUGGACUUCACGGUAAUUGGUGACUUUCAUGGGACAGCCUUUGAGGACAUCUCCCGAAGUCUGCCCGAGCUGGACAAAGACAAGAGUGAGACAGAAGAUGAAGGCCUGGCUUCCUCCCAGGAUACUGAAAAAGUAGCUCCUGGACUUGAAGAGGAUGUCAAAGCGGGGGAGAAGGUCUCCCAGCCUAGCCCAGAAGUAUCCCAGCUAGAGUUGGCAGUGCUGAAAACAGAUGCCGCGACUGUUGGUCUGGUGUCGGGCAUGAAGAAGCCUGAAGCGGAAGCCUCUGCUCCCCACAGGGUGGAGGGAGGCACCCCAGGCAGCAAAGAUGCAAUAGCCACUUCCCACACUGUCACCACAGAGACCAUAUCAACAACCUCAGAUCAUAGCACCAAGCCUGGGAAAGGGGCAGGACCCACAACAGACCUUCGCUCUGUGUCACCGAUCACUGGCAGCUCCACUGGGAAGGAGGUGCUCACCAGCAUAUUCAGUGCUACCGCAGAAACCCUCUCCACUUCUACCACUACUCAUGUUACCAAGACUGUGAAAGGAGGGUUUUCAGAGACCAGGAUAGAGAAGCGCAUCAUUAUCACAGGAGAUGAAGAUGUGGACCAAGAUCAGGCACUGGCUUUAGCAAUCAAAGAGGCAAAACUACAGCAUCCCGACAUGCUGGUAACCAAAGCUGUGGUAUACAGAGAAACAGAACCUUCUCCAGAGGAGAGGGACAAGAAACCUCAGGUAGGUAGAGAAAUUACCAGGUAUGAUUUAUACAUGCUGUACAAGAGAUGUAUGUAG